Molecule: messenger RNA, 942 nt
Organism: Rhinocladiella mackenziei CBS 650.93
Lineage: Eukaryota; Fungi; Ascomycota; Eurotiomycetes; Chaetothyriales; Herpotrichiellaceae
Exons: 1
Coding region: 1-942 (313 amino acids)
Source: RefSeq, a predicted model, not a curated record
AUGACCAGCUUACUCUUUAAAGCUGCCAGGCCAGCCUUGCGAGCCCAAGUACUGAAUAACCACCGGCUACUCUCGACCAGUCCAAUCCAAAGCCAAGCACAGACACUGCUCCAAGACAAAGAGAACGGAUUUGGAUUCAUUCGGCACAAUCCACGCACUCCCAAACCUCGAAACAAGGGAGUGACGGAGAUUCGUGGUCCAUACUACUCAGCUUAUGGCAAGCGUCACCUGCAAGAUGUACUGGAAACGAUGGGAUACCACGUUGAUGGACUGAAGUUUGCUGGCGGGAGUUUCUCCGUGAUGCCUGAGGCGGUGGUACGAGAACUGGUCGACCUGGCGCAUCAGCAUGAUGUGUAUGUGAGCACAGGAGGAUGGAUGGAACAUGUCCUGACUCAACCCGACUCCAAUACGGUGGUGGACAAGUAUUUGCAAAAAUGCAAAGAUAUGGGGUUCGACGUGAUUGAGCUAUCGUCUGGCUUCUUGUCUUUCCCGCCCGAUGACUGGCUCCGACUGGUGGACAAGGUACACAGCAUGGGAAUGAAAGCCAAACCCGAACUGGGGAUUCAGUUUGGCGCGGGAGGCGACACGGCCGCCGAAGACCUUGAAGCGACGGGGACAUCAGACCCAGGCAAAGUGAUCAAUCUCGGCAAGAAAUUCAUCGAUGCUGGAGUGGAAAGAAUGAUGAUUGAGAGUGAGGGAAUUACAGAAAAUGUUAAGAGUUGGCGAACAGAUGUGAUCCAGGCGAUUCUGCGAGACUUGCCUCAGGAGAAGGUCAUGUUUGAGGCGGCAGAUCCGCCUGUUUUCAACUGGUAUGUCCGAGAAUUCGGAAUCGAUGUCAAUCUGUUCGUGGACCACUCGCAGAUUGUGCAAUUGACCUGUCUCCGAAGCGGGAUCUGGGGCAUGGCGGAUACGUUUGGCAAGAUUGUGAGUUAUCGAGAAUGA